GGGGUUUCCCCAUCAUAAGCGAUUUUCCACUGGCGACCACGUGACGUGUUUCGUCAUGAAUGAAGUCACGUCCGAUGCGGAAGUGAAUGCUAACAGAGCUGUCCGUCAAUCCUUCAACGAAACCGAGCUAUUUCCAGCGUCUGAAGAGGAAUUCACAUAGCCCCAUCAUGCUUGGUGGAGGGUUCAAAUCUGAGAGACUCCGUGUCAAUCUCAGGCUGGUCAUAAACCGCCUCAAACUUCUGGAGAAGAAGAAAACCGAAUUAGCCCAGAAGGCUCGCAAGGAAAUUGCAGACUACUUGUCGGCGGGUAAAGAUGAGCGUGCGAGAAUCAGAGUCGAGCACAUCAUCAGGGAAGAUUAUUUGGUGGAGGCCAUGGAGAUCCUGGAGUUAUACUGUGAUUUGCUGCUCACCCGAUUUGGCUUAAUACAGUCCAUGAAGGAACUGGACCCUGGCCUACAGGAAGCAGUGUCCACACUCAUCUGGGCUGCUCCUCGACUGCAGUCAGAAGUGGCAGAACUGAAGAUUGUUUCAGAUCAGCUGUGUGCCAAAUACAGCAAAGAGUAUGGAAAGCUGUGUAGGACAAACCAGAUUGGAACAGUUAAUGACAGGCUUAUGCACAAAUUGAGCGUGGAAGCCCCUCCCAAGAUUUUGGUGGAGCGUUACCUCAUCGAGAUCGCCAAAAACUACAACGUUCCCUAUGAACCUGAUGCUAUGGUUCGGCCAGAGGUGUGUCCGGGUGAAGAGGCCGAUCUGAUUGAUGUGAACAGCGACUUCAAGAAGCCAGGAGGUGGCGGAGGCGGUGGAGGAGGAGGGUUUACCACUCCCGCUGUCGGAAUGCCUAUGCCCAUGCCAAUGCCCAUGCCCAUGCCCACGGCUUUCAACUACCCAAUGCCCAAAGGAGCUGAGCCCUUUAAUGGUCCCGUUGGCACCUAUGAUGGCUUUAGCAACUUCCAGCCUCCAGUGAGAGGAGGGCAGCCCCCACAGCUCCCCAGCUGCCCCCCCACCUAUGAGUCUAUCGACGAUUUGUCAUACAAACCCUCUGAUUCUUCCCAGGUCAUCCCAGGCCCAUCUCCAUCUGCUCAGAUCUACGACAACUCCAACCUUCCCGAGCUCCCGUCUGUUCCCGACACACUCCCAGCCUCCUCCUUCGGAGCGAACGCCGGCACGUCAGACGACAUCGACUUCGACGACCUGUCACGACGCUUCGAAGAGCUCAAGAAGAAGACCUAAUCGCACAGAAGAUCUUCCUCACAAGAAUAAUUCAAUGUACCCUGUCCAUAUUCACAUACUCAGAUCUUCUGGUGGAGGUGUAAUAUAGUAUUUCUUACCUAACACAAUGAAGGAUGGGAUGCAGUAUAGACACGUGUGAGCGACAGUAGCAGAUAUUUAUACAAACGGACUACUGACAGAACACGAGCACUUUGCAUAGAGGGUCUAAACGUAAUCAUCUGUAGUUUAAUCUGCGCCAUUUAUGAGAAAUGAUCAAUGACGUGUCCCCCUUUUUUAGCAAACAAUGUCUACUUUCUUCCCCAGCAAAUCAGAAGUCACUCCUCUUGGUAAAGCAGGUAUAACCUGUUGCCGUUAUUUACGCCCAGAAUUGUGUAACGACCUCUUUUGAAUGACUGUGAGCCUGCAUAAGACUAAGAUGUCAUGAGUUGUCAGUGCAAAGUGACUCUGCUGUUUUUGUUAUUGACCGAAAGCCGUUUAGACGUGAUGUUCGAGGCAAUAGUGCUGUGAGCAGUUCUGGUGGCCUGAGAGCAGAAUUUCACCCUCAUGUUUAAUGAAUCAUAUCUUUGUCAUAAAGUUUCUGUUCGUUAAUUGAUUUUAGAAAUUACACCCGUCAGCCUUCUUAAUUUGACUUUAAAAGGAAAUGCUUUUUAUUUGCUCUACAGUUGAUACACUCCUGUUUCUAGUCUUGUCUGUGUGUUUUCUUGCCUUAGUUUCCAUCUCUUAAACUGUGGCCUUGCCGUUCCACACCUUUCUCUGGGACAUGUGACUAUCUGACAGCUUGUACAAUGAACACCACGUUUAACAAGUCAUUUACAUGCUAAUUCUUCUCUUUGGUAGGGGUUUUACCUUAUAUUACUGACUUAUCUGUUGUAAGAAUCGACUGUCUUAAGUUUGUUUUGAAAGAGUGAGGAUUGUAUAGUAGGUUUUAUAUCUGUGUGACUGCUUUACCCUUGACUUUAUAACACUAAUUUGUGUUUUUUUCCCCCCUCGAAUCAUCUAAAUAUCACUCUGGCAAUGUUUAGGUAUGUUUGAUGCUGAUUUUAGCUUGCAUUGAAAACAUGCCAUAUAAUAAAGUCUAUUUGCUCAUAA
This is a messenger RNA of Megalobrama amblycephala (Wuchang bream), 2318 nucleotides long. It is a transcript of the gene ist1, whose product is annotated as IST1 factor associated with ESCRT-III. Gene Ontology annotation, biological process: protein transport. The transcript has 10 exons. Lineage: Eukaryota; Metazoa; Chordata; Actinopteri; Cypriniformes; Xenocyprididae. Bases 87 to 1229 code for a protein of 380 amino acids. The record is from RefSeq and is a predicted model, not a curated record.